Messenger RNA from Suricata suricatta (meerkat), 2707 nucleotides. It is a transcript of the gene SLC41A1, whose product is annotated as solute carrier family 41 member 1. Gene Ontology annotation, cellular component: plasma membrane. Gene Ontology annotation, molecular function: monoatomic cation transmembrane transporter activity. Gene Ontology annotation, biological process: monoatomic cation transport. Lineage: Eukaryota; Metazoa; Chordata; Mammalia; Carnivora; Herpestidae. The coding region runs from base 739 to 2283 and encodes 514 amino acids. The transcript is spliced from 11 exons. The record is from RefSeq and is a predicted model, not a curated record.
CUGCCGAGAAGGAGUGAUGAGAAGAGGGGGAACCCUGCACCCCCCGAGACCACGGGUCCCUGCUGCCACUCGCCAGGCGCCCCCCUUCCUCCCGAGCGAGAGGCAGGUGUCCCACACAGAUUCUCGUGACUUUAAGGACCAGGGAUACGACGCAGGACAAGAUCUUCCCAGGAAGGAAGGAAGUCCCUGGAGGAGAGGGGCAGGACGGCAGACACUGUCCUGGGACCACAGAGCCCUAGGAGCUGUGGGGAGCUGAAGGAGCCGCAGCCGAGGCUGCCUUCUCAAGGACUCAAACUCAAGCUACUUUUCAUGAAAGAAGAGCCGCUGAAGAGGUCGCCCCAGACCUGGCUGGGCUCUUCUACUCUGGAUGUCCCCUGCUCUGAGGAGCCUGCUGCUCAGAACCAAAGAAGAUAAGAGGCCAGAUAACUUGCCCCCAAGCGCAGCACUGGCCUGGGCUGCCGGAGCCAGGCAUCUGCACCCCUAAUGGCUGGCUGCAGAGCCUGGUGAGGAGUUUCUUGUUUCCCUCCAGCUCUCAGCUUCAGUGCUUGAUGGGGCUGCCUGCCGGUGGGUCAGCUUUUGCAGCGCCUUGUAGGAGUGGAGAGCCGCGGGAAGAGGUCCCGCGGCACCCAAGCCUGGGUUCACCCCAAGACUAAAUUCUUUCCCAACUUAGAGAGGGAGAGAGAAAGCAAGCAAAAAGAGAGAGAGAGGAGUUCUCCCUUCCCCUCUUCCCUUCCCGUCAUGUCCUCUAAGCCAGAGCCAAAGGACACCCACCAGCUGAACGGGACUGGCCCUAAUCCCUCACCCUGCUCUUCCGAUGGCCCCGGGCGAGAGCCCUUGGCUGGGACCUCAGAGUUCCUGGGGCCUGAUGGGGCCGGGGUGGAGGUGGUGGUGAUUGAGUCCCGGGCCAACGCCAAGGGGGUUCGGGAGGAGGACGCCCUUCUGGAGAACGGGAGCCAGAGCAAUGAAAGUGACGACGUCAGCACAGAUCGUGGCCCCGCGCCACCCUCCCCACUCAAGGAGACCUCCUUCUCCAUCGGGCUGCAAGUGCUGUUUCCCUUCCUCCUGGCAGGCUUUGGGACUGUGGCUGCUGGCAUGGUGCUGGACAUCGUGCAGCACUGGGAAGUCUUCCAGAAAGUGACAGAGGUCUUCAUCCUGGUGCCUGCGCUGCUGGGGCUGAAGGGGAACCUGGAAAUGACCUUGGCAUCGAGGCUGUCCACUGCAGCCAACAUCGGGCACAUGGACACACCCAAGGAGCUUUGGCGGAUGAUCACUGGGAACAUGGCCCUCAUCCAGGUGCAGGCCACGGUCGUGGGCUUCCUGGCGUCCAUCGCAGCUGUCGUCUUUGGCUGGAUCCCUGAUGGCCACUUCAGUAUCCCGCACGCCUUCCUACUCUGUGCCAGCAGCGUGGCCACGGCCUUCAUCGCCUCCCUGGUCCUGGGUAUGAUCAUGAUUGGGGUCAUCAUUGGCUCUCGAAAGAUUGGAAUCAACCCAGACAAUGUGGCCACGCCCAUCGCUGCCAGCCUGGGUGACCUCAUCACCUUGGCACUGCUCUCAGGCAUCAGCUGGGGACUGUACCUGGAGCAGGAUGACUGGCAAUACAUCUACCCCCUGGUGUGUGCCUUCUUCGUGGCCCUGCUGCCUGUCUGGGUGGUGCUGGCCCGACGGAGCCCAGCCACAAGGGAGGUGUUAUACUCAGGCUGGGAGCCCGUCAUCAUUGCCAUGGCCAUCAGCAGUGUGGGAGGCCUCAUCUUGGACAAGACUGUCUCUGAUCCCAACUUUGCAGGGAUGGCUGUCUUCACGCCUGUGAUUAAUGGUGUCGGGGGCAAUCUGGUGGCAGUGCAGGCCAGCCGCAUCUCCACCUUCCUGCACAUGAAUGGGACGCCAGGGGAGAACUCUGCGCAAGCCCCUCGCCGCUGCCCCAGUCCUUGCACCACCUUCUUCAGUCCUGAUGUGAAUUCGCGCUCGGCCCGGGUCCUUUUCCUCCUCGUGGUUCCAGGCCACCUGGUGUUCCUCUACACCAUCAGCUGCAUGCAGGGCGGCCACACCACUCUCACGCUCAUCUUCAUCGUCUUCUACAUGACCGCUGCACUGCUCCAGGUGCUGAUUCUCCUGUACAUUGCUGACUGGAUGGUGCACUGGAUGUGGGGGCGCGGCCUGGACCCAGACAACUUCUCCAUCCCGUACUUGACAGCUCUGGGGGACCUGCUUGGCACUGGGCUCCUAGCACUCAGCUUCCAUGUCCUCUGGCUCAUUGGGGACCGAGACACGGAUGUCGGGGACUAGCCUGGUCACUCAGCCUUCUCCCCCACCCCUCCUGCACUUUCUAUUUGAAUUUUUUCUUUUGUUCCCUUCCCCCACCCCCAUUCCACACUCCCACCUCUUUCUAGGGACUUCACUUUGAUACCGAAUUCUCAUUAUUUUCAAUGGGAAUUUUUAUACAUUGAGCCAAGUUUGUAUAGCCAGAAUUCAGGCAGGACAGAUGGACUGAGAUGAGCAGUACAAGUAGAUUUUCGAGACAAUCACCAAGUGCAAUUUCCUGGUGGGUGCCUCCAGGCGAUGCGGAUUAGGGCAUGGGUUUUCGUAUGGGAUCUGCGGGCAUCUGGUUUAGCUUUAGCAAAUGCGGUCAUGGCCCUAAUGGGAAACCGUUUGCGAGUGGGCUCUGGUUUUUUGGGUUUUUUCUUUUCCUUCUUUUUUUUUUUUUUUUUGA